AAACUUCUGUUUUUUCCCUCACAUCUCACACACCCCAUUUCCCUGAGAAAACAAAAUCGCACCAGCCAAACACCUUCUCCAUUUCUACUGUCUUUACAUUAAUUAAACACAGAAGAAAUAAUAAGUUUCAUAUGGAUAUGAAACUAUAUGGAUAUUCCUUCCUGCAUUGUUUUUUAAUUCUUCUCUUCAUCUUCUUCAUCUUGAUCCUCUCUGGUUUUUUUAAUUCUACUUCUUUUUCAAUCUUCUCUCGUUCCAAUUUUCAGUCAUCAAUCUCAGUACCUGCCGUCCAGUUGCAGACCCUGGUUAGCCACUCCGAUCAAAUCCACGACGUUCAUUCUGCGAAUUCCAGCUAUACUUCUCCAGUCAACCAAUUCAGGAACAGUACUGCCAUUAGGAAAAUCUCAAAACUAAUAAGCAGAGAAGAAGAGCUCCUGGAACAAGGACUAGCUCGAGCUCGAGCUUCAAUACGCAAGGCAGGUACAUCAUCUGUAAUAGUCUCGUCCAUUGCCGGCGUCAACAGAAGCGAUGUGGACAGAGUUGUUGUUUAUCGCAACCGCGCCGCUUUUUACCGGAGUUAUCUGGAGAUGGAGAGGAGAUUCAAGGUCUACGUGUAUUCGGAAGGGGACCUACCAAUCGUCCAUGAUGGGCCAUGCAAGGACAUAUACACGAUUGAGGGGAGGUUUAUACAGGAGAUGGAGCACGGAGCCAGGAGGUUUAGAACAACGGAUCCUCGACGUGCCCACGUUUAUUUCAUGCCCUUCAGCGUGACCUGGAUGGUCAAGUAUCUCUACAAACCUCUUACAUACGAUCUUACACCGCUGAGGCAGUUCGUAUCAGAUUAUGUAAGAGUGGUAUCCACCAAAUACCCUUUUUGGAAUAGAACUUGUGGGGCGGACCACUUCAUGCUUGCUUGUCAUGAUUGGGGCCCCCAUGCAUCCCGGGCUAACCCGUUCCUUUACAACACAUCAAUCCGGGUCCUGUGCAAUGCCAACACUUCCGAAGGUUUCAAUCCCCGAAAGGAUGUAAGCCUCCCAGAAAUCCACCUCUACAAUGGCAACUUUCCACCCCAACUACUAUCUCCACCACCAGCUAAUACCUCACGUCCCUACCUUGCAUUCUUUGCCGGUGGGCUGCAUGGCCCAAUCCGUCCCCUCCUCGUCAACCAGUGGAAAGACCGUGACUCUGAUCUUCGUGUCUUCGAGUACCUUCCUAAAGACUUGGAUUAUUAUUCAUUCAUGCUCCAAUCCAAGUUUUGUCUAUGUCCAAGUGGGCAUGAAGUAGCAAGCCCUAGAAUCGUUGAGGCCAUUUAUGCUGAAUGCGUCCCUGUGAUUUUGUCGAAUUAUUAUGUGCUGCCAUUUAGCGAUGUUUUAAGGUGGGAUGCCUUUUCAGUACAGGUGAAUGUAUCAGAGAUUCCAAGGCUAAAAGAGGUGUUGAGCUCAGUUCCCGAAGACAAAUACAAGAAUCUCAAGGAGGGCUUAAGAGCUGUUAGGAGGCAUUUUGUGUUGAACCAGCCAGCCAAGAGAUUUGAUGUGUUUUAUAUGAUAUUGCACUCCAUAUGGCUUCGGAGAAUAAAUUUGAGACUUGCAUAGACUAAUACAUGAAACUGAGACUAUACCAUCAUAUAGUUAAAGGAGAAGGUGACUUAUAUAAUCAAAUAUACGUAUAUAGUAACACAAAUUUAUAGUAAUUUUUAAUU
Manihot esculenta (cassava) is the source of this 1696-nucleotide messenger RNA. RefSeq names its product probable glycosyltransferase At5g25310. The coding region runs from base 132 to 1589 and encodes 485 amino acids. NCBI's taxonomy places the organism in Eukaryota, Viridiplantae, Streptophyta, Magnoliopsida, Malpighiales, Euphorbiaceae. The transcript has 4 exons. Gene Ontology annotation, molecular function: glycosyltransferase activity. The record is from RefSeq and is a predicted model, not a curated record.